Messenger RNA from Triplophysa dalaica, 3102 nucleotides. RefSeq names its product protein-glutamine gamma-glutamyltransferase 5-like. Gene Ontology annotation, biological process: peptide cross-linking. Gene Ontology annotation, molecular function: protein-glutamine gamma-glutamyltransferase activity. The record is from RefSeq and is a predicted model, not a curated record. Bases 152 to 2233 code for a protein of 693 amino acids. The transcript is spliced from 14 exons. NCBI's taxonomy places the organism in Eukaryota, Metazoa, Chordata, Actinopteri, Cypriniformes, Nemacheilidae.
UUUAUUGCGGUUCAACCAGUUUUAUGACACUUCAGAAAGGAGGGGUGCGAGAAUCUCCUAUAAAAAGGGGGAGAAUAAACGAAGGAUCAGGAUCCUUUACAGCUUUACAGAUUUACAGCUGAGCAGAAAAUUAACAACUCGGUAGAGUCUCAUGGAUGUGUUCAAGCUUAAAAGUGUCGACCUGCAGUCAGCCAAAAACCAGUUCAACCACAAGACCAAUGGUCUGAGCUCCAGCACUUUAGUCCUGAGGAGAGGACAGGCCUUUCAGAUUUUGUUGAGCUUCGAUGGACGGGCAUUUGAUCCACGCCAGGAUAAACUUGUCUUCCAAGUUGUCCUAGGUCCGUUAACUGUUGAACUGCCUGUGUCUGGACUGACUGUGUCUGGAAUUUCGGCCUCUUGGUCUGGACAGGCUUUCUCUGGGACCGGAGAACAAUCUACAAUGCAAUGGAGUGCCACUCUGGAGCGGGGUAUACCCAAUCCAAACUCACCCCGCACAAUAUCAGUCUUGGUGCUCAGCACACCGUCCGCCUCUGUGGGGGUAUACAGCCUCAGCCUGAGAGCCGAAACACGCACGAGUGUGAGCACCCACUCGCUCGGUCAGUUCACGCUGCUCUGCAACCCCUGGUGUCAAGGUGAUUCAGUGUUUCUGAGCUCUGAGGAGCUGAGAGAUGAAUAUGUAAGGAAUGAUUUUGGAUUGCUCUUUAAAGGUGCACCGAGUAACUGCGUCUCUAGACCGUGGUCUUUUGGUCAGUAUGAAAGGGGGAUAUUAGACAUCUGUAUGAAACUGCUGGAGUUGAGUCCCCAGUGUCUAACCGACAGGAGAAGAGAUUUACUGAACCGCAGCAAUCCGGUCUAUAUUGGCAGGGUGAUCUCAGCUAUGGUGAACUCUCAGGAUGAUAGAGGUGUGCUGUUAGGAAACUGGUCAGGUGAAUACAGAGGUGGCGUUAACCCAUCAACAUGGUCUGGGAGUGCAGAUAUCCUCAGGAGAUGGUCAGAAUCACAAUUCAGGCCUGUUAAAUAUGGGCAGUGCUGGGUGUUUGCUGCUGUCAUGUGCACAGUAAUGAGGGCCCUUGGCAUUCCAACUCGUGUGGUCACCAACUUUAGCUCCGCCCAUGACACAAAUGGAAACAUGGUGAUUGAGGAAUAUUACUCAGAGUUGGGGAAAAAGCUAUCUCUCAGUAAGGAUAGCAUCUGGAACUUCCAUCUGUGGGUAGAGUCGUGGAUGAAGAGGCCUGAUCUGGGUCAAAGGUUUGAUGGUUGGCAGGUACUCGACCCCACACCCCAGGAGAUUAGCGCAGGAAUGUACAGAUGUGGACCUGCUGCUCUGAGGGCCAUUCGUGACAGGAGAGUUGAGGCAGAGUACGACGUACCAUUUCUCUAUGCUGCAGUGAAUGCUGAUGUGCAUACAAUGAUUGUGCAUGACGGGAAGAUUUUGUCAUCUGAGACUGACACCAGAAGAGUCGGAUCUCUGAUCUGCACCAAGUGUCCAGGAUCAAUGAAAAUGUUAAACAUCACCUCACAAUACAAAACUGAGACAGCAUAUAGGCCUAGCUCUGAAGAGACGACAAGAGUCACUCCUAAGGAUGUUUUUGUGUCUCUGAAUCUUCUGAAGACUCCUGUAGUCAGACAAAACAUUUUAUUCAACGUCACUGUCACCAAUAAUGAGAGCACACACAAAGAGCUUAAAGCGCACGUCAACGCUCAGAAUAAAGAGUACAACAGCAAUCCCACCAACACCUUCUGGGAGGCUCAUUACGACCUGAAGCUCGCUCCUAAAGAAACUAAGACUUUCAAACACGAGAUUUUGUCCAGCGAUUAUGCAUCUAAAGAGGUGAGGGAGGAUUAUCUGGUUAACCUGGCUGUGGUUAUAGAGGACAUGAAGACUCAGAAGAGAACACUGGCAUCUGAAGAGUUUAACCUCAUCAGUCCUACUCUCACUAUACAGAUCGCCAACGAGAACUCUGUCGUAGUUAAUACGCAGCAAACUGCCACGGUGACCUUCACGAGCCCCUUCACCGUUCCAGUGAAUGGAGAGCUUACGGUUAUGGGUUCAGGACUCUUGGAAGAGAAGGUUCAAAUCAGACUCACACUGAAGCCUGGAGAGACCAUGAAAAGACCCGUUCAGUUCACUCCAGAGAUGACAGGUUCCAAGAUGCUCCAGGCUAGUUUAAUGUUGACAAACCUGGCCAGUGUCCUCCAUGGGUUCAAGUCUAUCAAUGUCAUACAGGCUUGACGGGGGUGAAAGCUUAAAAGAUUUGUGGGUCAAUAUGUAUGAACUCAACUAAGCAUAUUUGAAAUCCUUGUUCUGCAGUUUUUCUCGUAUUAUGUUUAUUAAGAACAAUUGUUUUAAAGUUGAUCAUUGAUCAUUUCAUUGCAUAUACUUUUAAAUAUACAACCCUUGACACUGGAGGGUAGAAAUGAUGUGUGUUUCACAUAGUUAUCUGUCCGUCGGUAGAUAAGUCUAGAUCUGGGCCAGGAGGGCUUCCGUUCCUGAGGUGCUAGUCCGUGCCUACCUGGUGGCUCGGAUGGACGACCCUCACCUUUUCCGGAGCGAGAGGAGAUGGUUUAUCAGCCGGUCCCACAAUUGGUGGAACGGCAGCAGCUCUGAGAGGAGCUGGUCAAAGGCUCCUCUCCCAGCCGCAUCAGGUCUCCUCUCAUUACCUUGUUUAGCUUUCCGCCUGUGUCUCAUUACCAACACCAGCUCAUUUCUAUCUUCCUUUGUUAGUUCCCUUAUGUAAUGCCACUCGUGUAUUGUCAUGUGCGGAUCAUUGUCGUUUUUCAUCCCUGUCGUUUUCAUGUCUUGACUUGGAUUGCCUUGUUCCUGUUUACUGUGCACCGAUUUGUGGAUUUUGUCAAGUGGACUUUGUUAAUUUUGUCAUCUUUCGUUUUGCCCCCUUAGGGGGAAGUUUUUCUUUUGAGUCCUUGUUUAAUGUAGUUUUUCGCCCCAUCCUGGGUUUGUUUUGUAUUUACAUAUAUUAACAGUCUUUUUAGUUUAAUACAUCUAUCUGCAUCUGGGUUCUUCCUAUCCAUUUCCUGACAAAAGUAUUCCUUAUUUGUAAGUUAAAACAUAUGAUAAAUAAAUAAAUGUAAACCUGAAAGAAA